Nerophis lumbriciformis (worm pipefish) is the source of this 630-nucleotide messenger RNA. RefSeq names its product potassium voltage-gated channel protein eag-like. NCBI's taxonomy places the organism in Eukaryota, Metazoa, Chordata, Actinopteri, Syngnathiformes, Syngnathidae. The record is from RefSeq and is a predicted model, not a curated record. Gene Ontology annotation, biological process: regulation of membrane potential; potassium ion transmembrane transport. Gene Ontology annotation, cellular component: plasma membrane. Gene Ontology annotation, molecular function: voltage-gated potassium channel activity.
CCGUGCGUCCCCGGGACGCAGAUUUGAUUUUAUUCUUGUACCGGAAAGUUCAUUACUUUGAAGACGUAAUGAACUUUCCGGUACAAUUUCUUAAAUUUUGAUUCACCGAGAGUUUUAUCAAUGACAAAUACGGCCUCAGUUUGCACUCGGACAACUUUACCGCGAGGAGCUGUCAAAAGAAAGACUUCAUGGUAAACACAAAGGAUGGCUCCAUGAGCUGGGCAAACGCCUGGAGAUGCUCUACGUCAACAACACGGUCGGCGGCCCGUCGGUGCGCAGCUCGUACAUCGCCGCCCUUUUGUUUCACCCUCAGCAGCCUGACCAGCGUCGGCUUUGGCAACGUGUGCGCCAACACGGACGCCAAGAAGAUCUUCUCCAACUGCACCAUGCUCAUCGGCGGGUCUGCAUCCUUCGAAGGACACAUCCUAUGCGGUCUACAAAGUGUGGGUCCUAGCGAGAGUCCCCCAGCAGUGGCUUGAGCGAUAUGAAUUGGGACAGUCUAGCAUCCGGGACACUUCCUGGUCACGUCAGUUGUCCCCGCCCAUUCUACGUCACGUAUCUGCUGCUCAGUCGCACAAGGUUAAAAAAUGGAAUUUAAGUUAUUUACUGAAAUUGAGUGAGCCUAUGACU